AUGACUCAGCGUCGUCGCCAACUCGAUAGUAAACGGCCAUCGAGUAUAAACAACGAAGUUAGUAAUGGAAACCCGAACGUUGCUGCCGCGGCUGCUGCUGCAAGACGACGAAAUCAACAUCGGCACUUUCCAACCAAUAGUCGAUCACGUUUUGACUAUUUAUAUAGAAGUUUAAUGAAGAAGCAACUUCCAUUCACCGUCCCACCUUAUGUCGUCACAUUGAUUAUUGCAGGUUUAGUUGCAUUUACUUUAUAUCGAGGAUUUCUAACUGUGAUGGAAUAUCGAAGUCAGUAUGAGCACACAAAUAUACCUAUCAAAUUACCCAAGCUUGUGAAUGUGAAUGAUACAACGCCGGAAGUCGAUCCCAAACAUUUCUGGGGAACGUAUAGAUCAAAUCUAUACUUCGGCAUGAAACAUCGUAGUGUGCGAUCAUUAAGUGGAGGAUUGAUGUGGUUUGAUUAUGGCAAAGUGCAACAAUCUCAAGAUCGGUUCUUAAGGCAUUGGUGUGAUCAGAAUGAUCGUUUAAAGUAUGGAUGGACUUAUCAUGAUGGUGAAACAUUCGGCAUCGAACAAAUUACCGAUGAUAAUUUACAAUUGAAUAUCCAAUGGCUCAAACAAAUUACCGGACAACACGGUGGAGAUUGGACAGCAAGAAUUACUGUCACACCACAGUCUACUAAUCGUACCAUUCCAAUAUCGUUAUUCUUCUAUUUCCACCAUGAUCUACCAUGGAUCGAUGAAAUCAAUUCCAACUCAAAUCAAUCGCCCGACACUGUGGCCGUCCGUGGUCAAACAAACGAACUUGAUAGUUUUACCAUCAAAAUCAAAUCCAACACUCCGUCGCACCAUGCGGUCACUCGUACAUUGACGGACGUUUUUCAUUUAGACAAAAUCCAUGAAACUCUCUUGACAAAAUUCGCAGCAACCUCCCGCGAUCAACCGUACUUUUACCUUGCUGAGCAGCCAUUUAAAGAUUUUGAACAUAACACAUUUUUCGUUCAAAUAACUCUAACACAACCAAUUUCCAGUGACACAUUCUCGUUCGAUGUUAUCUAUCAAUCGGACUCAUCGAAUCAUGUUCGAGAGCAAGAUCUAACAGGAUAUUAUUUCAAUGAAGAAAUCACGCGUUUACAAAAACAAUUCGACGAACGUUUUGAGAAUAUUUUUCAAUUGAAAUCGAAACAAAACAUGGAUUCGAAGAAAAUUCAUUUCGCUCGAUCAACAUUGAGCAAUUUAAUCGGCGGAGUCUCAUAUUUCACAGGAAAAUCCCUAGUAGCCAAGCCAAAUCAAAAAGUGCCGGAUGAAUAUUGGUCGACAAGUUUAUAUACAGCCGUUCCGUCUCGUUCAUUCUUUCCACGCGGUUUCCUAUGGGAUGAAGGUUUUCAUAAUUUAGUCAUUGCUCGAUGGAAUAAAAACUUAACUAUGGACAUCCUGUCUCAUUGGUUCGAUAUGCUCAAUGAUAACGGAUGGAUUCCUCGAGAAAUCAUUCUUGGUAAUGAAGCUCGUGCACGUGUACCAGCGGAAUUUAUUGUUCAAUACACAAACAAUGCCAAUCCGCCGACCUUCUUUUUGACAAUCGAUUAUUUAUUGAAAACAUCUGCAAACCGUCAGAUGUUUAGUUUACCAUUCGUCCAACGACUUGAAAAAUGGUACCAAUGGUACAACCGCACACAGUCUGGUUCCGUACCAUUGUCAUACCGAUGGCGCGGACGUAAUGCUUCGUCGAUAUUUGAAUUAAAUCCCAAAACAUUAACAAGUGGCCUCGACGAUUAUCCACGUGCAUCCCAUCCAACCGAUGUAGAACGGCAUGUUGAUUUACGCUGUUGGAUGGCAUUGGCAUCGUCUGUUAUCGGUAAACUUUAUUCAACAAUAAGAAACGAACAAACAAAUCAAUACUUGAACUACGCUCAAUUGCUUUCAAAUAACGAACAACUCGAUCAACUGCAUUGGUCCGAACAGCAUGAAAUGUAUGCUGAUUAUGGCUUACACACUGACCAUGUGCAAUUACAUCGCGUACCAGUUGGUAAACCUACUCCGCAACAACCACAACAGCAAACGCAUAUGGUUCGCCAAAUAACUAAACAAUCCGAUUUGACGCUCAAAUAUGUCAAACAUUUCGGUUAUGUUUCGUUAUUUCCACUGAUGACACGUGUAUUAAGUCCACAAUCUCCCAAACUUGACAAAGUCUUAACUGACCUACAGAAUCCGAGUCUAUUAUGGACACAAUACGGUUUACGAUCAUUAGCUCAAUCUAGUCCAUUGUAUGGAGUCAGAAAUACUGAACAUGAUCCACCUUAUUGGAGAGGUGCUAUAUGGAUCAAUAUGAAUUAUAUGGUCCUGUCAGCAUUACAACAUUAUGCAAAAACUCCGGGUCCAUAUUCUGAUAAAGCUCGUCAAAUCUACGGGCAACUACGUACUAAUCUCAUUACUAAUAUGUUUCGUAUUUAUGAAAGAACAGGUCAUAUUUGGGAACAAUAUGAUGAUAAGACUGGCAAUGGGCAAGGCAGUCAUCCAUUUACCGGUUGGUCAUCGCUUAUUGUUUUGAUUAUGUCCGAACUUUACGAUGAAUAA
This is a messenger RNA of Adineta ricciae, 2571 nucleotides long. NCBI's taxonomy places the organism in Eukaryota, Metazoa, Rotifera, Eurotatoria, Adinetida, Adinetidae. The record is from the annotation of a GenBank genome assembly.